Messenger RNA from Asterias rubens (European starfish), 9680 nucleotides. Its product is annotated as unconventional myosin-XVI-like. Gene Ontology annotation, cellular component: myosin complex. NCBI's taxonomy places the organism in Eukaryota, Metazoa, Echinodermata, Asteroidea, Forcipulatida, Asteriidae. Gene Ontology annotation, molecular function: ATP binding; cytoskeletal motor activity; protein binding. The coding region runs from base 424 to 6741 and encodes 2105 amino acids. The record is from RefSeq and is a predicted model, not a curated record. The transcript is spliced from 29 exons.
UUGAGUUUUUAUAAGCAGUGCGUCAUAUCACGUUCACAAACACUGUUAUAUCAGACUUCAACCAGACUGGAUGGGAAUACUAGAGAAACGGUGUUGAGGAAAUAAAAAGUUACUGGAAGUCUUUUGGGGAGUGUUUCUCUGAUUUUUAGAACUGAGAUUGGAAAUUGUGUUUUCAAGUAUUGAAGUUUCAAUGUUGUUGUCUACGGAAAACUUGGCACAAUUCAAGUUAGGGUUACAAAGUUUGGUGUCACAAUGAGUGUUGAUGUGUUGUGUAUGGAGUUAUUGAACACAGUGGGUUUUUGACACCUUGUCUAUGGAUUACGGCAGUACCCUGUUUGUCAAUAAACAACUUCUGUAAAGUGCAACUGUUGAAAACUGUGUGUUUGGGACUUCUAUGAAGAUCAACAUUGGAUUGGAUUUGAAAUGGCCAGAAUGCGACAAAUGUUGUUUGAGAGUAUGACAAGAGAGAUCUUGCUAGCCAAUACAUCGUCUAAGACAAUGGAGAUAGACCAGUCCACCUUUGAUGCUAUGCCUCGGACACAACGUCUGAAGCUUGCCAAGAAGGUCCGACAAGAGCAACUAAGGAAGUACUACGCCAGAGAGCGAGAAAACCAGAAUAAAGAGAACGAAGACCAGCCCCGCUCCCCCAAUAAGAAGGGUACGAGGGUGAACUUUGGCCUUGCGUAUCAGCUCAGAGAUGCAAUCACAAGGUUCGAUGUGAGAGAAGUCUUAGCAUUGUUAAGCCAGGGAGCGGACCCAAACACAUCGUCUGAGAGUGGUGUCACCGUACUGCAUCAGUGUUGUCUAGAUGACAACCUAGCAGCAGCAGAGAUACUCGUAUCCCGUGGGGCCAAUGUCAACGCACAGGAUGAUGACUGGUGGUCACCACUUCAUGCAAGCUGUGCAUGUGACUAUUCAGAAAUCACACAGUUACUCCUAAAUAACCAUGCUGAUGUGACGCUUUUAGACAUCGACGGUAACGUACCCCUAGAUCACGCGACGGAAGGAAGUGAGGCCAGAUUAGUAAUGGAGCAGUACAUGGAGCAAGUCGGGAUGGAUUACAGUACGUUAAAGGGAGUGAAACACCGAGAGGCAGACAGGAUGUUAUCGGAUGUCAAGGAGUUUUUAUUGACUGGAGGGAAUGUUAACACUGCUAACGACAGAAACACAUCACUGCUUCAUAUAGCAGCGGCCAACAACUACCGUGAGGUCGCUAAGUAUCUCUUAGAUCGCAAUGCGGAGAUCGACAUCAUGGACGAUGAGUUAAUGACUCCACUGCACAUUGCGGCCAGAUUCGGCCAUACUAAGAUGGUCAAACUAUUGACCAGAAGAAACGCUAACCCUAAGAUUGCCAACAUUAAUGAAGAGACGCCACAAGACAUCGCUGCUACAGAACUUAUUCAGCAGAUGCUGAAGACUGCCAUGCAGGAGUACUUACCAAACCGCAUCAAGCCGGUCAGUCCCAAUGAUGAGGAGAUUUACGAGGAACUCCCAGAGUCUAAGGGAGUCGUCAGAAUCAACAGCAAGAACCUCCGAGCAAGGUCCUCUUCCUUGUCAAAGACAGAAGAGAUCUUUGAAGCUCAGACGAGACUUCCAGACGAUGAGAAAAGAUCCAGCCGAGAUAUUGAGGAGUCUAUAAAUAGCCCUGAUCUGAAGGUCCCCAAAGAGGAAGACACGGUUUACCUGCCACGUACCAGUUCAACCGAUGACCUGACAUCAAUGUCGGAGUUAUCACAGAACAUGAUUCUCCAAGAGCUGAUGCUGAGAUAUACCAAAGAUGUCAUCUAUACUUAUGUUGGUGACAUCCUCAUAUCUGUCAACCCCUUCAAAUCACUCCCCAUCUACUCUAACCAAGUCGCCCGCCAGUACUCGGACCUCGCUGACCGAAGCUCCCUCACCCCGCACAUAUUCUGCAUAGCGGACCGCGCCUACCGAGCGAUGCUACGAGAGGGCCAAUCACAAUGCUGCAUUAUCAGUGGUGAAAGCGGAGCCGGCAAGACAGAAUCCGCCAAAUAUUUUGUCAAGCACAUCUUGAUGACGGCUCAGAGUGAAGAGAGUCUGCUCAAUGAUAAAAUUCAGCAGGUCAAUCCCUUGCUUGAGUGUUUUGGCAAUGCCCAAACCGAAAUGAACGACAACUCCAGCCGUUUCGGCAAGUAUCUGGAGUUAUUGUUCUCCAGCGACGGUCACGUCCAGGGAGCUUCGAUAUCCGAGUACCUCCUUGAGAAAUCACGAGUCAUUGCUCAGGGCGAGAGAGAAAGAAACUUCCAUAUCUUUUACUUGAUGUAUGGCGGUCUGUCGGACGAGGAGAAGAUGGAGUAUGGAUUGAGUAAUCCUGAAUCUCACAGGUACCUAAACCAAGGCCAUGAUGUGAGAAAAGCUGUUAACACGGCAUCCCGCCAGAAAUUCCAGUCAGUACGAGAUUGUUUCCGCCAUAUUGGUUUCUCAAAAGAUGAUGAGGACAGUGUUUAUCGAACCUUAGCGGCAGUCCUCCAUCUCGGUGAUCUUAAGUUCACCCAAUCAGACACAGACAUGGCUCGCCUUGUCAACCAAGAGGUCUUGGAGAGGGUCUCUGUUCUCCUUCAAGUGUCUUCUGAUGAGCUUGGAGGGGCCAUCAUGUCAGAGACCACAUAUACCAGAGGUGAAGCCAUCACCAAAGUUCGCACCGUGGAACAAGCAGAAGAAUGCCGUGAUGCACUAGCCAAAGCAAUCUACAGUCGUCUCUUUAGCUGGGUGGUGAACAACAUCAAUCAACUUCUUCAACCCGUAGAGGAAAGUGAAAGCGCCUAUGAGAUCGGAGUGCUCGACAUCUUUGGAUUUGAGAACUUUAAUAAGAAUAGUUUUGAGCAGAUUUGCAUCAAUCUUGCCAAUGAGCAGUUUCAGAACUUCUUUAAUGAGCACGUCUUCUUGAAGGAACAAGACGACUGCGAGAGGGAAGGCAUCGCUCUAGACAAGAUUAACUUCACUAACAACAAACCAUGUCUGGAUCUCUUUCUGGAGCGACAUACUGGCAUCAUCGCACUGAUUGAUGAAGAGAGUCAUUUUCCGAGAGGAACCAAUAAAUCCAUGGCAACCAAGCUUCACAGCGGGCUCAGCGCCAAGGCCAAGAAUGUCUACUUUGCACCCAAGGAUGGUGGUCUUACAUUUGGUGUUCUACACUAUGCUGGCAUGGUGCACUAUGACCUGAAUGGGAUACUAGAGAAGAACAGGGACACUCUCGCUAAGUCUGUUCACUUCACAAUGAAAACAAGUUACAGUUCCCUGAUUCGUGAGAUGUUCCAGAGCAAAGUCACUCGUACAGGUUCCAUCGCUCCCAGCAUACGACAACGUGCAACAAGGAAGUCUCGUAAGCAAUCCGUCAAGAACACCAAUGAUGCGUUUGAAUUCUUCCGCAAAAAGCGCAUGUCAGAACGAGAAAGUCUGAGACGACAUAAGUUGGAGAGGCCUGUCUUGGGAACAGAAAGGAAGGGAGCUGCAACGGUGUUGUUUCAUUUCAAGAAUUCCUUGGCGGAGUUAAUCAAUAAGAUGAUGCACUCCUCUCCCCACUUCAUCCGUUGUAUCAAACCAAACACGGCCAAACUGCCGGACAAGUUCACUCCGGAGUACGUGAUUGCCCAGCUACGCUACACGGGUGUCAUGGAGACAACCAGGAUCCGACAGAGUGGGUUCCCGCUACGCUUGACACCCGAGGAGUUUAUCAAGAGGUAUGGGGCUCUGGUGGAGUUUUCAACGGACAGGAAAUCAGGAGCUGGGGAUCUGCAGAAGUGUAAAGAUGCGCUGAAACAUCACAACGUUACAGACUGGAAGCUUGGCAAGUCGUCCAAGUUUUUCUUCCGGCAUUGGCAUGCGGAGAAACUGGGAGAGAUAAGCCGUGUUCUGGAAGGAAAGAUAGUAACAUGUCAGAAAGUGGUACGAGGCUUUCUAAGCCGACAAGGAAUGAAAAGCUUCUUUGGGCAUUGGAAUCGACAGAAAGAAUGCGUAGCCAACUUCUUGAAUGAAAUCAGCGCAAAGGGAGAUGCGGUGCUGGAGGUGCUGGAGAGCUGCAACGAUCAUGAUGAGACUACGCUUGUAGUGAAGGGACUCUAUGAUAUUGCUGCGUCGGGGGAGAACAAAGAAGGAGGCACGGUAGAAGAGAGAAGUGAUGAGAAUGUCUCGACAGAUUCUAAUUAUGCCCAUAUGGAAGGAAAUGUGCGACUGUCAGGAGUGAUUUCAGAAUUGUCGUAUGAGUGUAUGACUGGCAAUGGCUACAGUAACCAAGAUAUGUACGUUAGUAAGCCUGAACUGGACAGACGCCAAUCUACCCUGCCUUAUCAGCUGACUGCAGAUCAAAUAAAAGCAAACAAGAACAUACUUUCCUCGUCGCUUACACAAGCAGACGAGGAACCGACGCCAAAGGAAGCCGACAACGUUUUUGACGAACCGAUCUACGAACUACAUUUGGGACCCGAUGCAAGCAUAAAUAUCGGCGGGGCAACUCAACAUCUGGAAGAGCCUUCGCCACGUAGUGGCUCACUGAGUAUGAACUCAUCACCAUUCCAGCCAGGGGGAGAUAUGUUUCCCCCUCCCCCGCCCCCGCCCCCUCCAUCCCAGAAUGGGUUCGUGCAAGGAGACAGUGAGGACACCUACGUCCCAAUGGGUGACCUCCCACCCCCUCCACCGAUGGAAAUUGCCCAUGAUCUAGAGGUUGCAAACAUACCCAGUGAUUUUCCUCCUCCACCGCCGAUGUCGGACGUCAGCGAGGAGACGAAACAGAACAUUGCAAACAUCCGAGCGCGAUUCCUACAGGAGGAGAAACAUGGUUCGGAGGUCACGGUCGACCAGAAGAAACGGUGGAGCGCCGCCGAUGAGCCAGAGGGAGUUGCCAAGAAAGAACGCAUUGCAGCCUUCAAGGCGCAGUUUGAAUCCGCCGAGAAAAGACAAUCCUCUCCCGAGAAAACUCGAAGUCGACCGUUGUCCGAUAUACAUGAUCAAUACCCACCAUCUCGGAUGCAAGAAGAGGUUGCAGCGGUUAAGAGAAGGCCCCCUGCGCCGACUCGAGACCCCCAUACCCGUCUUACGAUGGGAACCGAACAGAUGGUCGCAUAUCAUGAGCAGAAACAGCGUUGUAUGUCCAGCGCUGAAACGUCCUCUACCCAAUACCCAGUAUCACAACCAUCUAAUUAUCCCAGGAGGUAUUCGGACACCCAGGGGAUUCCCCCGCCUCCAGACAUGCCUGCCCCUCCCCCUCCACAGGAAUCGCUCUACGGAAAUGUCUCUGAGCCCCUCUAUGGCAAUGUUAAGCAGGCACAGCAAGUAGUAGUCCAACACACCCCACAGGCAGUCCAACUAGCCCCACAGGCAGUCCAACAACCUAUUUAUGGGAAUCUUCCCGAAACCUCCCCUAACCAAGCCCCUCACAACAAUGCUCACCGAAAUUCAAACGUUCCUUACUCAUUGUACAAGGACAGCUCCUCGCCCCCUUCUGUUUCUCAUCAGCCUCAAUCAAAUCACUUCCAACAACAACAACAACAACAACAACAACAUCACCAACAACAACAUCACCAACAACAACAACGACAACAACAACAACUCUACGGCAACCUACAGCAGCCAGAUCCAUCGCUGAACGAGUUAUAUGCGAACAUUCCUCCCCCGCCCACUGAAGCCCCACCCCCAAUUCCAUCGAAUGCCAGCAAUGUUUUCACGAGGAUCCCUGGAGUUGUGAAAGCCUCUAAGUCAUCUGUACCUCCUCCUCCGAUGCUGGACAAUGCAGGGGCAGCCCCGCCCCCACCACCCGGCCCUGCGCCCCCUCCACCGCCUGGCCCUGCACCCCCUCCACCCUCAGGGUUACCCGUAGCACCCUUUGCCCCUCCUCCCCCGCCUUCUCCGUCUGCUCCGAUGGGAGGGUCAUCAGGACAUGGUGGAGGCCUCUUAGAUGGGAUCAUGAACGUGCAGUUGUCGUCAGUUGCGCCUGACACCGAAAGGAAGCGUAAAAAGUCUGAAGCACCAAUGGAUGAUCUGGUGGCUGAGUUACUGUCAGGAGCUCACAGACUCCGUCCUACUCCAAAGCCAGUCAAAGGUCCAGGCACAGAGGGACAAGUCGCUGACCCUGAUGAGCAAGCCAAGAUCAUCAACAAGCGUCAGCCACCCCCAGUCAGCCCGACUAAGCCAUCGAAGACCCCUCCAAACCCAGCCCUGAAGAGUCCUGGCCCCAAAACCCAAGCCAAACCCAUCCCGUUCGUCGCUCCAAAACCCAAGACCAAAUCAACAUCUAGUGAUGAUUACCUUGGAGUGAUACCUCCACCUCCGUCUGUGACGGCAGGCAUGUGUGUUACAGCUAGACCGACCGCCAACCACCCUCCUGCCCACCAGGGUGUUGCCACUAAGCCAGGAGUCAUCCCUCCUCCUGCCCACCAGGGUGCUGCUUCAUCAAACGGAGUCGGGCAAGGUGCUUCCCCGCCUCAAGAGGAUGAUCUGCCUCCUUGGAAGAAGGCCAUGAGAGAUAAAAAACUCAAGGAGCAACAGCAAAAGGAGGCAGAAGAAGCGAUGAAGAAACAACAAGAAGACGCCAAAUGGAAAGACAUCCCAGAAUGGAAGAAGAAGAUGAUUAUGGAGAAGGAGCGCAAGAAGGCUGAGGAGGCACAGGCCGCCGUUGACCAUGACAAGGAAGAGCGAGAAGCCAAGAUUAAGGCUAUGCCGACGUGGAAACGGAAUCUCGUCAAGAAGAAAUCCACAUCGGAUGAAACAAAUAAUAAUGGGAUGUAAGAUUGUAUCGGACUGCCACAGAUAUUUCCAUGUGUAUAUUAACAAGGGUUCCCAUAGAUCUGGAAAAUCAAGGAAUGUAUUGUGGAAAGUCAUAGAAAAAUUACUUUUGAAAUCAUGUAAAGAAAAAAUUAAUGGGAGAUAAGAUUAAAUCGUGCUGCCAGCAUCUCCAUACAUAUUCACUGUGUAUAUACAUGUAUUAACCAGGGUUCCCAUAGACGUUGGAAAAAAAAAAACCCGGAAAAUCAAGGAAUGUAUUGUGGAAAGCCAUGGAAAAGUUCUGGAUUGUUGUUACUUUUUUUGUCAAGAAGAAAUCCACAUCGGAUGAAACAAAUAAUAACGGGUUGUAAGAUUGUAUUGGACUGCCACGGAUAUUUCCUGUGUAUAUACAUUUUGUAUUAACUAGGGUUCCCAUAGAUGUUGGGGAAAAACAUGGAAAAUCAAGGAAUGUAUUGUAGAAAGUCAUGGAAAAGUUCUGGAUUUUUUUUUUCGUUUGGAAAAACUGGUCAAGAAGAAAUCCACAUCGGAUGAAACAAAUAAUAAUGGGAUGCAAGAUUGUAUUGUACUGCCAACCAUAUCCCAACAUAUUCACUAUGUAUAUUAACCAUGGUUCCCGUAGAUGGAAAAUCCAGGAAUCUAGUGUGAAAAGUUACAAUAGUCAGGAGAUAGUCCAAGAAGUCUGGGUGUAUGUCUGUAUUUAUACAGUAAUGCAUGGUUUCUAUAAAGGGUCACCAUUUUAAGUGGCUAGACUUUUACACAGAAAUGAAAUUGUUAAAUUAUGUUUGAUACUAUAUGUUUGUUGGUUAAUUGCAAAUCAAGUGACCAAUGUUGACCAUUCCAUGUAAAUGAUUACUUACCUACAGGUUGUCAAAAAGCGCUGGUGACUUUAUUUCACCAUUUUUUAUAUCACAACUGAGUGAUCAGAACAAAACAAUUUUAAUUUGAGGACAAUUAUGAAUUCAGGUAUAAUUAUUUCCUGAUAAUUUAACUUGACCAAUAUUCAUUCCAAAUUUAAAUAUUUAGCACUGCAGUUCUGAAAAAAAAUGCAAUCAUGUUUCAUACAUUGACACACGUUUGUCUGUGUUGUGUUGUCAUUUAGCCUUUGAGAUAAAGACUCUGCUUACGUCCGAAUUUAAUGCCAUUAAACCUUAUGGAAAAUGAUAUUUAUAUAUACGACUUUUCACAAAAAAGGGAAACAAAACUAAAAUGGAAUUAUUUGGAUCUUGAUUCCUGAUUUCACUGAAAUUCUUAAUUUAAAGGUUUUUUUUAACUGGCAUUUUUCUACGAAUUGCUGUUUUGUUAAGACAGUAUGUCCACUUUUUUCACUGCUGAUGAUUCAUUCCUUAAAAAGUUGCUUUCAUUUUGAUAUAUGACUAGAAUUAUGGUUGAGUUUAGAAAAGCACAAAAAGGUCAAAGGUGUAAACAUGGACAUCAUGGGUGCAUUUUUGUGGCUGUAACCAGUGAUUAACCAAUGGCUAAUUUAACUGAAACAGUCUUUGGUUUUGACUGUUAACAACCAAAUUAUUGACAAAGUGUGUUUUGAAUAUAACUAUUUUGUUGACUUCUGUUGUCUUUCCUGGUUUAGUAAAAAUAUUUCAGUAAAAAAAAUGUUGGUAGUUGGUCUGAAAAGCCAUGGAGGUAGGAAUGUACCUUCAUGGAAAACUUAAUACAGUUUUAUGUUGAAAAUAGUUGUUUUAUUCUGUGAAUGAGUUGUACAAUAUGCGAUAAAAUGGAUAUUGACAAUGUGUCUAAUAAAUAUUUUGGAACAAUAGGAGACUUUGGAAACACUCAAUGGCAGCAGACUUACCAGGUUAAUUGUUCUUUUAAAUGAGCUAAUGUUCAAAAAUGUCUUUUUAGAAGUAAAUUGACCUCUGAAUACCUACAUGUAGUGUUCCCCAGUCUCCUAAAGUUUGCACAUAAUUUUGGACCAUUUCUGAACAAUUGUUCCAAUUUGUAAGUUUUAUUUAUGGCGUCAUGAUAAAAAUUUGUUAUUUCAAAAUAUAAAUAUUUUCUUAAAAAUUCUGCAACUUGGGGAUGAUGACUUUUGAUUUUGUUUUGUAGCAAUAAUCAAUGAUAUUGUAAUCUUCAUUAAUAGUGCUUCAUAUCCUUUCAGAACAAACAUUGCUGUUCUUUUUAUUGUUGGCGAUUAUGUAGAUCUAUUUAUAAUAUAUUACUCAAACAUCUGUAUUAUUAUCGAGAUUAGUGGUAAGUUAAGAUUAUGCAAACGUAUGCAAAUUGCAUUUCUAAUUCCAAGAAGUGAGAUGGACAAAUGAAAGAUUUUUUUUCUUCACUUUUCGACAACAUUUUAAGAAAGGUUUUUGAAGAAAUAUUCUAAAUCAAUAAGUAAAAAACUUAAUAUAAGAAAUGUUUUAUAUACAAUGUAUUAAGGGACAGGGUAAUUAACGACUUAACCGUAGUUUCUUUUCAUUGAAAGUAAUUUGUAAAUAUUUAUGUUAAAAUGGUAAAUAACAUGACAAAAGCAGUCGUACUUAACGGUUAACUUUGAUUGGCAUUUCCAAUAGGUAUGCAUGUGAAUGUGAAGUGUACAAAAUGAACUAAUGCGAGAAGGUGUCAAUACAACACAAAAUACUUCAAUGCUAUUGUCCUUAAUGACAUAUUUAUGAUUUACUAACAAGGAGUUAACCAGGCUGUUACAUAAAUCACAAUCUUGAUUCUGAUUUUUAAAUUUAAGGUUUGCCUUCAGGUUAUCUUUCAAUUAUUACUUUUAUGUUUUGAAAUGUGAUUUGUGUGUUUGCGCGCACCUGCUCUAAUGUCCAUGUUACAUGGGGCAACAUAAAAUAAUGUCUGGUACAAUGACUUGCUUAAUUCCUCAGACUAAAGAGACAGUUGCUAUGUCAAAUAGUUUGGCUUUUUAUUUAAAUAUGAUGCACUCUUUGAGGCUAUUUUUUAUAUGCACUGCCAUUCUGAUGAGCAAAAAAAAA